AUGGAGGUCGUGUGGGAGGAUCCACCUGUUCCAGAAGAUCUGACUUUCAACAAGGAUCUCUAUGAUAAAACUGGGUUUGGCCUCAGCAUCCUGGAUCUGUGGAAGUUCAUUAACAGCAGCCCGGAGAAUCCUAGUCCCACCAAAGAACAGGGCUAUGUUGUGGAAAAGCACGAGCCAAAUGACAGCUUCAUGGAGGACAGCGCCUGGACCAGUGGUGAUUCUGAGCAGUCCGAUGGGGAGAGCGAGGGCCCUAAAGUCACCACCACAACAUCCAAAAAGAAAAAUACAUUUCCAGAGCCCCGAGUCCCGUACCCUUGUUCGUCCGCACUGUCCGCAACAGAGCAGAGGAAGUGCCUCAAGUUUCUAAACUCUGACACGCCGGAGAGAUACCUUCCUGAGGCCUUAUUUAAUAAAGUGAAUAAUGAAAUACGUCAGUUUAUGAUGUAUUUGCAAGACGUGUCGAGGAUGUGUGCUGAAGACUACAAAGUCCUCCCCCCGGCAGCGGCGCAGUAUUCUGAGGAGGUUUUCCGCAGCAGCCUGGAGCACAUGAAGGACCUGCCUCAGCUCUACCACAUCCUGGAGCUGACCAGUCUGACCGGCGGCAGGUUCAACCCCUCGCUCGCUCUCACGUUCGAGAAGCGGCUGCUCCACAUGGGCACGGUGGAUGUUGCACACUCCAAGCCAGUGAGUAUCGGGGCUGUGCUUGCGUCGGAUUAUCAGACUGUUUCAUCACACUCUCCUCCGGCUCAAAAGGCAAAGGAGCUGCACGCUUCUGUUAGCAGUGACAGUAAUUCAUUGUCGCUGUGCAGCCGCUAUGAGCCUCACGUGUGUUUGACUCGAGACGCUUUGGUUCAGCUCCUCAACAACCACGGCCCCGACUUCAGAGAAGAGUGGGAGAUCCCUGUCCUCAUCAGAGCCAACCCUUCUCACGACAAAAGUACAAAGAAAACGGUCUUCCUGGACUCUCCGCUGCUGAAGAGUGAAGUGUCGGUGAGAGAAAGGAGCCACAUUUACCACGAGGAGUGUUUGAAGCUUCUAAUCAACAAAACGGGAAAGAAGAAUGUGUGUGAGGUCAUCAGCGACCUCCACGUCGACACAGAACCUCCACCGGAUAGAGGUCUCUCCACUUUAUCAAAGUCGAUGCAACCCAACGACAGUAUUGACUUUGACGUGGACUUAACCGAUCUGGAGACGUUUGGAGAGAAUGCGUCCAACAAAACACCCAAAGUAAAACCGAAAACGGCGGAAGAGGCUGCGAGUUUAAAGAGUCCAAAGAUCUUGUACCGGACCAGGAGUUCGAGAAAGAAGGAAAGCUGCGGUUCAGACGAGGAAAUGGAGAGUUCUCCGGUCGAUUCUGCUCAACCUCAAGUUGCUCGGAGCCAAAACUGCGACCAGGAAAUGGACCCUCGUGUGUUGCUGAGCGGAGAUUCUGACGAUGAUGCGUUGGUAAUCGACGACGUUUCGCCCAAAUCGCCAAAACCUCCUCAGACUCCUGAAUCCGAGCCAAGGAGCAAGAGGAAAAGCCGCCGUUCCGGAGAUCAGCUGGGCGAAAUCCUCCAGAUGCAAACCGCGAUGUUCAAAUCAAAACCAGGGGACGCGGCCACAUCUUCAGGCGCACCACAACAGGACAGAAGCCCCGCCUCCAAACAGAGAGGCCCCGCCCACUCCCACCCAACCGCUCUGUCGCUGGUGAAGGCCUGCGUGACCUCGUACUUGGAGAGAAAACCCGAUCAGGAAGACGACAUGGGAGAGGCUCUUCACUCUGCGGCUGAAGCCAAGUCCACCUCACGGAAAAAGCUCCUGGCCCCGGAUCUGCAGGCGGCGUCUGAGGACCAGGGCGACUACGAGAGUCCAGAGCAGGACAACGUCUGCUACCAGCUGUUCAGCCUGGACCAGCUGCUGCUGAUGGUGCGGUCCUCCAUCUCCCUGAGCCACGCCCCGGACCCAGACCAGUGCGUGCCUUUACACAUCCUGACGAAGACGGAGUACCAGAUGACGUACGGCGUGGAAUGCCUGAGCAGCAGCGAGGCGUGUCGACUCUGGACCGAGCGACUACUUCACUCCAGAACUCACUCUUUCAUCGCUCACAUCGACGCCCUCACAUCCAGACUGAGACUGCUGCGGAAGCUUCCAGACAACUGGGGCUACAACCUCACCUGCGGAUUCAAGCCUUCAAAGUCGCUCAACAUUCUCCAUCAUAUCCUUCAGAAGCUAAUUGGGUUGGAUGAAGGGCACUACCUGCUCCGGCACAAGGUCGGCGAGCCCUUUGUGAACAUACUGAAGGCCGCUCAUGGCAAUGGCAGGCAGGGCGUGUAUGACCUCCAGCUGGCCCACAGUGGCGCUCCUCGGCCCCCCUCCUCCGCCCUCCCUCCCUGGAUACCCCUGGACCCAUCCGUCUGCCUGCGCUUCCACCUCUGCAGCGGCCGCGUCCCCUGCACCUUUCCCCCAGCAGAGGUCACUCCGCUGCCUAAAGCCGGACCACAACCCGGAAACAGAAAGGCCCAAAACAAACACACAAAGAAGAAGAAGAAAAAGAAAAAAAAACAACAAAAUGCUAAAUUCAUCACAAUGGCUAUGGUGUCGGAGUUCCUGGGGCAGCUCAGUCUCAAUAAUCCGAUGGAGCCAAAGUUCCCCUCAGUGGUGGCGUACGGAGGGUUUGACGCUGACAAAGACGCAGCCAGGAUAGACACUGCGAUCAAAACGAAAGGAGUGGACGAACAAACUAUUAUUGACAUUUUAACCAAGAGGACCUAUGCCCAAAGAAGAGACAUCGCAUUCGCUUAUGAAAGAAGAGAAAAGAAGGACCUGAUCCUGGCUCUGAAGAAGGCUCUGUCUGGGUCUCUGGAAGCUGUGAUCCUGGGUCUCAUGAAAAGCCCUGUGCAGUUCGACGCCUCAGAGAUCAGAGGCUCCAUGAAGGGCCUGGGAACAGAUGAAGAGACGCUGAUCGAGCUCCUGUGCUCUCGCAGCAAAGCAGAACUGGAGGAAAUUAAAACGGCGUAUCAAGAGUUGUUCAAGAAAAAAUUGGAGGACGAUGUUAAAGGAGACGUGUCCGGAGACUUUAGGAAACUGCUGCUGGCCCUUGUCCAGACGAACAGAGACGAACCUUCUUCUAUCGUCGACUAUGAAAAGAUCGACCAAGAUGCAAGAAAACUGUAUGAAUCUGGUGUGAAAAUCAAAGGCACCGAUGUCCCCACGUGGAUCUCGGUGAUGACGGAGAGGAGCGUGCCACAUCUGCGGAAAGUGUUCGACCGCUACAAGAGCUACAGCCCGUACGACAUGCAGGAGAGCGUCCGCAAGGAGGUCAAAGGAGAUCUGCACGACUCUUUCCUGGUUUUAGUUCAGUGCAUCGAAAACAAACAGCUGUUCUUCGCAAACCGCCUGCACGAGGCCAUGAAGGGGAAAGGAGCCAAAGAGAAAGUGUUGACAAGAAUCAUCGUGUCUCGCUGCGAGGUGGACCUGAAGAGAGUCUGCUGCGAAUACAAAGCCAACUAUGGACAGACUUUACAGAAGACAAUCUCUGAGCACACCAAGGCAGGAGACUAUCAGAAGGCUCUGCUGAGUCUGUGUGGACCUGAGGAAUAA
Messenger RNA from Knipowitschia caucasica, 3582 nucleotides. The record is from the annotation of a GenBank genome assembly. Lineage: Eukaryota; Metazoa; Chordata; Actinopteri; Gobiiformes; Gobiidae.